Messenger RNA from Spirometra erinaceieuropaei, 444 nucleotides. NCBI's taxonomy places the organism in Eukaryota, Metazoa, Platyhelminthes, Cestoda, Diphyllobothriidea, Diphyllobothriidae. The record is from the annotation of a GenBank genome assembly.
AUGGAAAUUCGAAGAGUGGGUUCUGGAUUUUUGGGCGCUGCCAUAAUUCUUCUCAUUAUCGGCGUGGCCACCGAUAGCUGGCUGGGUGCAGGUCUCUUCCGCACGAACGACCACACUCGUUUGGCAGUCGGUGCACUGCUUGUGGUGGGCAUAGUCCUCCUGGCGAUCGCUUUCAUUCUGAGCAUUGUCUCUCAGUGCCAGAAUCCCGUGGCUGGAGGUGUGCAUUUGGCUUACUUUAUUACGCUCUACCUGGCGGUGACCUUACUGCUGAUCGGAAUUCUCGUCUUCACCGGAUUCAAUGGAAGGAACUGGUCCUACUUCUUGGCCACUAUUGGCUGCACCAUCGCUCUGCAAGCAGCUAUUCUCGCGGCCGUCUUUUCGCGCUGCCGAACCUCAACAUCAACGACCAUUCGUCAUGAACGUGUGAUUCGUACUCAGUCGUAG